This is a messenger RNA of Talaromyces marneffei, 1941 nucleotides long. RefSeq lists its product as uncharacterized. The transcript is spliced from 5 exons. The coding region runs from base 1 to 1941 and encodes 646 amino acids. NCBI's taxonomy places the organism in Eukaryota, Fungi, Ascomycota, Eurotiomycetes, Eurotiales, Trichocomaceae. The record is from RefSeq and is a predicted model, not a curated record.
AUGAGUCGCAGCAGGCUCCUACCAGAAUCAUCCAUAUCUGAUAUAGAACGAAGGAGUGAAUCUCAAGCUUCUAGCAAGACUGCUUCACAGGUUUUUGUUCGAGACUUAGAGAACGACAAAGGCAAAGGCUUCAAUCCGGCUCGACGGUCGUCAGGACGAUGGAAUAUCUCACAUUUCUUGUUUGAUGUGCUACCUAGGGGCUGGUCCCUUGAGUAUAUUUCCUGUUUUAUCAGUGCGACUGCUUUCGUCAGCAUCGUCGUUGUGCUUCACCAAUUUGAUCAACACAAGAUUCCUUCGUGGCCGCUGGGCAUCACUCUCAACAAUCUUUUGGCAUUUUUGACUGCCAUCGGUCAGUCUACUUUUGUCUUUCCGGUGGUUCAGGGUCUUUCGCAGAUGAAGUGGACUUGGUUCAUGGGGAAGAAUAGACCACUAGAGGAUUUUGAGAGAUUUGAUAAUGCUAGUCGAGGGGCGUGGGGGAGCAUUAUGCUUUUGUUCAGUACGAAAGGAAGGCUUUCUAUUUUAUUGGCCGCCAUUCUCAUAGUAACCUCUGCUGUGACAUCGACUAUAACACAGGCAGUCCUUAGUCAGGAUGUACGAUACGUCGCCAACGGAGAAAACGCUACAAUAUAUAGAAUGAUACACGAUAGCACUGAUUACACAACAUCAAUCAACCAAAUAACAGGCUACAUGAUAAGUGCAAUGUACACCUCACUCAACUCAACUUACAAUUACACUACACCAGACUGUGCAACGGGGAAUUGCAAAUGGCCACCUUUCGGUUCUCUUGCAGUCUGUGUCCAAACAAACGACAUCACAGAUAAACUCCUUGUCGAAGAGACGGCGCAACAAUGUUGUACCGAAACCGCAACAAAUCGAUUCGACGGUUCAACAUGGUCAGAAAGUUGUACGAAUUGUACACAAACUGGGUUAUCUCAGAAUGAGCAGUUCGGGCUCAAACCGCAGCAGGACAGAAGUCUCAAUUCGACGAGUAUUAACCUCGAAGCAGGCGUUAACCAGUCUUGGUCAAACUUGUACACUUUUACAAACGAGAGUGUUGGGUAUAAUGCGUUGGCUGCAGCUCAAAUUAUCUAUCUGAACACAACCGAUGCUGCUGAGUUUGGUGCUCCAACACUCAAUGACACGGCAUUGUUUACGAAAUAUGCACGUGCCGUUGAAGCCCUAUUCUACAUGUGUGUUGAAACUUAUGAUGUGACGACAGUCAAUGGAACGACAGUCACAAAUGUAACCUCGGUCACCAGCAACGUCACCUGGUUCGAUAAAUAUGGAUAUCUUCCGGACGGGAAACAUGCGUCCACUCUUUCAAAUAGAACUUUUACAGUGGAUGGCUUCAACUAUAGCUACUACGAUGUUUCGCCGACUAUAGCAAAAAUCAUCUCGGCCUCAUUGACGGGUUCUUAUAACUUCAUCGGCACCUUUGGCCUGUUCGAUAUGACGCCGUUCAGCUAUGCUAUUGGUACGGCUCUAUAUAAAAAUGAUGGUGUUAAUGCUACCACUGGAACAGCCAGAGACGGCUUGAUGCGUGAUGCAGUGGAUGAUGUGUUGAGUAACACAGCCAGAGGAAUGACCAGUUGGCUUCGUUCAUUCUUCGCCUCACCAGUCCAGGGCCAAAAUAAUGUUUCCGAAUCAUAUGUCGUUGUGAGAUGGCCAUACUUGAUCUUCUUGGGGACUCAGGUUGUCUUGACCAUCAUAUUCCUGAUUUGGAUUGUCCUUGAUUCAAAAGUGCGCAAGGUUGAUAUCUUGAAGGAUUCUGUUCUAGCCGGCCUUCUUGCCAUUUCUGCGGAGGAUAAGGCGAGUCUGGAGAGUAGACUCGAUGCGUUGACUGACAACCCUGGGGAUAGAGAGCAGAUGGAGAAGUCUUCAAGUGUGACUUUGGUGAAGAGCGACCCUGCUGGGCAGUGGAAUCUCAGGUUGAUGAAUUAA